UGGGUACCUUGCUUAAUCUUUGCAUAAAGUUUCAAAAUCCCAAUUUGGAUUCUUUCAAAUGUUUAAGGCGUGAAUUCAAAAUUUGGCUACACCUAUUCAUCAAAUUGCCCUACUCUAUUCCCUAAUUUACCUCAAUUUGGUUCUAUAAAUUGAACACAAAAUUUCAUUCUUCAUCCUAAGUUAGCAUUCUUUUAGUGUUUUAGCCAUGACAUUGCCUUUACUUUUAUUGUGUUUUACAAUCUUAUUUACUCCAAUGCAGUCCAAAAAAUUUCACAUUCUCUCUAAAAUUUCGUUACCGCCUUUUUCGGCUCCUACCCCUAGUCCAAGUUAUUUCACAAAUUCUCCUGAUCCUGAACCUGAAAUUAGAGUUUUUGAUGUAAUGUCAUUUGGUGCUAUUGGUGAUGGUGUUUCUGAUGAUACGCAAGCUUUUAAAAUGGCUUGGGACACUGCCUGUAGUUCGAGUGAAUUAUCAAAUAUUCUCGUUCCUUCUCAUUACCAUUUCUUGAUACAACCUACUAUUUUUACUGGACCUUGUAAUAGUGACCUUGUGUUUCAGAUUGAUGGAACCAUAAUGCCACCUGAUGGUCCUGAAUCAUGGCCAAGAAAUAUGAACAAGAGGCAAUGGCUUGUGUUUUAUAAAAUUAGUGGAAUGUUAAUGAAAGGAGGAGGAGUUAUUGAUGGAAGAGGAGAAAAAUGGUGGGAUCUUCCAUGCAAGCCUCACAAAGCGAUCAAUGGAACAACAUCUCCUGGUCCUUGUGAUAGCCCAGUUGCCAUGAGGUUUUUCAUGAGCUCAAAUUUAACAGUACAAGGACUAAAAGUGAAGAACAGUCCACAAUUUCAUUUCAGGUUUGAUAAUUGUCAAAACAUUCACAUAGAAAUGCUUAACAUUAAAGCACCAUCUUCAAGUCCUAAUACAGAUGGGAUUCACAUAGAGAACACAAACAAUGUCAAUAUACACAAUUCAGUCGUUUCCAAUGGAGAUGACUGUGUAUCAAUUGGAGCUGGUUGCCAUAAUGUUGAUAUAAGAAACAUAACUUGUGGUCCAAGCCAUGGAAUAAGCAUUGGCAGUCUCGGGAUUCGCAACUCGCGAGCCUGCGUGUCGAACAUAACAGUAACUGAUUCAGUGAUCAAGCAUUCUGAUAAUGGUGUGAGGAUAAAAACAUGGCAAGGAGGUUACGGUUCAGUAACGAAUGUCAAAUUCCAUAAUAUUCAUAUGGACACGGUUCGAAAUCCAGUGAAUAUAGAUCAGUACUAUUGCAUGACAAAGAAUUGCAGCAACCAGACAAGUGCAGUUUAUAUUUCUGAUAUUUCUUACACAAACAUCAAAGGAACAUAUGAUGUUAGAAGUCCACCUUUGCACUUGGCUUGUAGUGAUUCAGUUCCUUGCUCUAAUCUUAUAUUAUCAGAGAUAGAGCUGCUUCCUGCUAAAGGGCAAUUUCUUGCCGAUCCGUUCUGCUGGAACGCAUAUGGAGCGACUGAGACACUAACUAUCCCACCGGUUUCUUGCUUACUUGAAGGCAUCUCACCGUUCGCCGAUCAGAACACCGUCGAUCAGUGUAGAGUAAAUUUGAAUGUACAUUAGUAUGUAUUAUAGCUAGGCAUGUAUCAUCACCAUAAGAUGUUUCAGUACAAGUUGGUUUCAAUCUAUAAUUUCAAAGUCAAACCUUAAAGUAAUAGAAAUUGCAGAUAUCGUAAAAGUUGCUUC
Molecule: messenger RNA, 1705 nt
Organism: Mercurialis annua (annual mercury)
Lineage: Eukaryota; Viridiplantae; Streptophyta; Magnoliopsida; Malpighiales; Euphorbiaceae
Product: polygalacturonase At1g48100-like
Exons: 6
Coding region: 206-1582 (458 amino acids)
Biological process (GO): carbohydrate metabolic process
Molecular function (GO): polygalacturonase activity
Source: RefSeq, a predicted model, not a curated record